CAUUGGCUCACGUGUCGUGGCAUGCCAACUCAUUGAACAGCGAUACUAGUCGAACGUUACGGACAGAAGUGCACGUAAAUUAAUUGUAUUAUUCUAACAAUUAAAGUGGAAUGUAUGUUUAUGGUAUUUUUAAUUAUAAAAUGUAAAAGUGUAAAGUUUACGAACAGCCAGUUUUUUUUUAUUAAAAACAAUUAAUUCUGUACUGUGCUGUUUAUAAGUUCAGACAUUGCAAUGUAAUAAAUAAGUGUGAAUGCCACAUAGGUGCGGAGUUCUAGAUAAAUAAUGGUGUUCCUCUAGGAUAUAGGUCCGCAGUCAUAACACGGACGGCCCGUACUUCGUGACGUCGACGAAACUGUCGUUCCAUUUCGAGACGGUGCCCAAACACGUCGCGCUGUUCUUCGAGAAGUCCAAGGACGGCCACGUGAGCCCCGUCAAGAACGUGGACAUCGUGGCUCCACCUACAGCCUCGCCGUCAACGAGAAUGGUGCCCUAUUCCUGUUUGAGCAAACAAAGAAAACCGAAGAAGCAAACAUGUGCCCCAAACCAGAGCAUGAUCUUACUGGCUGUAACAUUCGCAGCAUGGGCACGAGUACUCAAUACUGUACUAACACUUCAAUAGUGCUGACGGCGGACGACUCCGUGAUAGCGUGGGGCGUCUCGCCCACCUACGGAGAACUGGACACGGGUGAGAUCGCCAAGUCAAUUGUGCGGCCCAAGGAAGUGACGAAAAUGGAGGGCAUGAACAUUACCCAAGUCACUAUGGGCUUCUCCCACACGUUACUACUGUGCGACGACUCCACCGAGGAGGUGAAGCAGAAACUGGCCGCUAUGCCAGCGUUUGAGCCGUAAACAGGCAGCGGUUGUGCGCCGCCGGAAGGUCGCUGCGGUGGCACUGGGCCGAGCCAGCCUGAGGUCGGCCGCCGCGGCCUUCGGCCCGAACUGGCCCGAACGGGAGAAGGUAAGGCUGAACGCUCACUGUAAGACUGUUUCUUCUACAGUGUGUUAAAACAUUUCGUAUACUUACCAGUGUUUGUGUAUAUUACACUAUCAAAUAUAUAAGGUCGUGUGUAAGUGGGUUUGUCCAUUUAAUAAGUUCAUAAUAUAAUUAAAAUAUCAUUUAGAUAGGUAUGUUAUAAAUGUGUCAGGAUGGAGUGUCUCUCUGGCAACGUGUCACCAGAACAGACAACUUUAUAUUCUCGUCGGAGUGAAUUUUACCCCCCGAGGGAGAUUUUGUAUAAAAGUCGCCCGCAUGAGCACACCACUAUCUUAAAAGGGUUUAAUAUAGCAGUGAAAUUACAGAGUAUAGAGGCAUAACAUCGUACCUCACAUAUAUUUAAUUCGUUAAUUUGAGCAUAAAUAGAAAUAGCAAAAUAUAAUUACAGGCAACACCGAAAAAAUAAGCGUAUACUAACAGCUGGCGGGCCAAUAGUUAGGUCAAUUUGUUUCUUGCCAUUUGACACUCCAUCUUGAGAUUAUUUUUUACUAAUAUAGUAUGCACCAUUUUUAUUUGCUUUGAAUUUGCUUUUUUAUUUUUAUAAAAUAGGUAUAAAAGAAAUCAGGUUAAACGGUUUCAUUGUAAAGGGGCAUAAUAAUGAUGCGGAUAGUGUAUUGGAAGCUAAAUAUUUAGGCAGACACCAGGCGCCAGUCACCACACCACUCGCCAGCGUCAGACAACUGCUGACUGCUGUGACCAUUCCUCUCUUGCUUCAUUCGAUAUUUCGCCAGAGCCUACAGCCGCGCAAGCGACCCUGUUCAUAUGUACAACUGUUUCAAUGAAUAUUUGAGAGUGCUGCUUCUAUCCGAUCUGCUCUUCUUUUGAAUACUACUUAAUAAGCAUUACACUGCAAUAGUACAGUUUGAGUGAUAUGAGGGCGCGUCCAGAUAUGAACUAGGCGUGGCUGAUAUAUCUAUAUAUGGGGUUUCUCUGGACAUUGAUGGCGGGAUGAAGGCUAUCAUUCAUUUCGUACCAGUACGAACAACCUGUAUAUGUACCAGCGGCAAUACAUAGUACAAGGUAUGCAUAAACCUAUUAUUAUGUAAUUUCGUUGGUACAAAUAUAAAUUGUCUUUUUUUUUGGAGAUUUUUUUAGUUUUUAUAAUAUAAAAAUGUUUUCGAGGGAAAAUAAGACCUUAUUGAUUAAUACCAACACCGGUUUUAAGGCAUGGUAUACGUUAAUAAACACGCUAUAUAUCGCCCGUGGCUAGUUUGAUCAUUUCGUCGUGUCAUAGGUUGUAAUGUGUGUGUGACGUCACUAUGUUUGAGCGUUCUCAUCUCAGGACGCUGCUCGGCGCUCUUAGAGAAGUGGCCGACGAAUCGGUCUGUAGACACUGUGGAGGGCAGUGGCGGGGGAGGACCGUCGUUGUGCACGAACAAGGGUCCGUCUAAACACUUUAUAGCAGCAGACGUUCAGGUGGCGCUGCAGUAGCAGAUGGGUACAUUUUAAAGACAGGAAAGCAGAACUUCCGCUUUUUAAUGGUGCAAUUUUCCAAAAAACAAACCUGAAAUAAAUAAACAGGGGCAUGAAGUAUAAUUCAUGUUAUGUCAAAUAUCACUGCUAAACUAAUACAUAUGAAAGUAUUCAACUGUACUAAUUUCACGUGAUCAAAAACUGCUAAAUUAAUUUCACACCCCGUUGCUACUCUACCGCCACUCGGGAGGGAUCCGGACCUGUUCGCCCAUACGUGAUAGUCCCCUUUAUAUCCCCCCUCUGCAGUGGAUACUGCUGCCUUACACAGUGGAUACAUUUUGUAUUGCUGCCUUACACAGGAGUACACCGGCAUAUUCGCUCGUCACUUUUCUAACAGAGCCGCUGUUUACCAUAUAGAGCCAUCUAUCGAGAUAUUUCGGUUUUAAAUAUGAGAUGCAUCCACUACGUCACAAAAAUGAAUUUUAUUUUAGUAUCAUUAGUUUAUUAUUAAGCAGUGAACUCGCACGUUUUUUUUUAAACGCAGCCUGUGUCGCUGUUGUUGAGGUCGAUUCUGAGGCGAUAAAAUUAAAAUUUCAAUAUCUUUGUUCUAUGGAUUAAUAUAAACUGAAUUUCUAGUAUAUUUAAGUCAAAAUUGAGUUAAAAUAUUUGGUUAAGAGAUAGUUUUAUAGAGACGUCACCUCGGAAUUGACCACAAUGUACUUUAUGUACUCGUAGGUUAAAUAUUUUAAACGUCUGUUAAGUAGUUUGUUUGUUUGUAACACUUUGUUGUUCAGUAAAUCUUAAAUUAUAGAAUACAGAGUUCUUACGAAUAGAACGAGUAUCAUGGCGCAUUCAUCCCAUAGUUUUCAUCUAUUACAAAUAAACAUACAAAAUUUAAUUGGUUGAGGAUUAAGACCGCAAUGCGAAUACCAUCACCUUUCGGUUCUGUCUGUAUUUUAAACAGCAACAUAUUUCUAAAUUUAUUUAUAAAUGACUUUAUUUAAAAUAAAUUUUACCCCAAGUCACUGACAAUGUAGCUUUUCAAUCGAGAAAGAAGUUUUAAAAUCGGUUUGAGUUUAUCCGUUAUAAACAAAUAAACAAACAUACUUAACAUCGAAUCUUUAGUUUUUACAACAUUAGUUUAGAGAAUAGGAUAAUUAAAUAAUAAGUGGCGGCGGAGAGCUCGUUCUCAACUGUGUUUUUAUGAAUGAAUGAAUGCAUAAAUGAGUGAGUGAUUGAAUGAAUAAAUUUAAUUCUGAGCCCGGUGCAAUGUCACAAAACUUGUAUCAUUCUGCCUUUGAAUGCAUAUUCGCUACAACUGUGGACGCAUGGAUGGAUUUAUACGGUAUUUUUGUAAUGAAUGAAUAAGAAUGUAAUGGCGGAAUGAUCACAUAAUUAGAAUUAGAUAAAUUAGAAUAAUUGAUUCGUUUACGUCACAUAUUAUGAAUGGAGCGGUUUAGAUUAGGAGAGUUCACACUGUCACUCACUAGUGUCCCCACACUCUAGUGAGUGACAGUGUGUCCACACGUCGCAAUCGGCUGUCAAUUUUCAAAAAUAAUUUAAUAAUAUUCAACGUCCUUGAUUGUUUUUUUGUUUAUUUUUAAUUUCACUAGCGGAGCGUUUUUAAACCAUCAAUCAGAUACACUGAAGAAUGUUCAAUUGUUUUUGAAAAUUAACAGAUAACUGCGACGUCGCCACCCUCCUUUAAUGGACGCUUGUAAAAGCGUUCGCAUUUUAGCCCACCGAUUGAAUGACCGGCAAUAAUAAUCAAAAACAUUGAAAAAGAUUAUUCAAUGUUUUUGAUUGAUUAUUUAAACAGUGCUCUGAUAACGAAGUAAAAUGUUGAUCGUACAAUAAUAUUCCUAUUGCCCGCCACUGUUUUCAGUAGCAGGUUUAUAUGGAACUUGUUUCGUGAUUGACGUCAUUAAAUUCGCUAGCAGAGGACUUUUCAAUAUCAGUCAGAAAUAUUGAAAGUGGUUAUUUUUUUUUAAUUGACAGUAAAUUUGGAAAAGCGAAAGCAUGAACGGUAGUAAUAAUAAUUUUGUAACACAUACAUUACAAUGUUACGACACGACGAAAUGUUUACAUGUAGACGCGCCCUAAUACACGCCAUUACUAUCCGGGAUUGCCCCGGUACUGUCCCAGGUGUACCUUUACGAGCUCCUCUGUCCUCACGUGCCCUCUGCCCCAGCUCUCGGCAGGCUGAUUACCUAUCCAGCGAUCACUUAGUGAUAGCUGGAAAUUGCACAAUAAUUGCUAACAAUAUAAAUUUUACUAUUAUGUAUUGAUUUAUUAAUUUGUAUAAUGGUCAUAUGUUAAUUAUAUAUAUUUUUUCCUUUAUAUUAAUACCCGUCCACUGCAUACUUUUGUUGUAAUCGUUUGUGAAUGUUACCCCUUGUGGGCUAUUGUAUUUAAAAGUCGAUGUGUAGAGGGCGCUGGCGGUGGAUAAAUGGCCACGCGCUCCGCGACCCACCUCCGUUCGAUGUCUAAUAUACGAAUUUAGAUUAACAUUUCUACAUAGACUAAUAUUAAUUAAUUUGUGAUUAUAAGAGUUUCAUGUUAUGCCUAAGGAAUAUCAUGUACUUACUUACUUAGAAUACGUUUAGUUUAGACAGAGACUGCAUAUUUUACUAUCGUAAUGUUUGCAUGUAACUUGUUUCUGUUUCCAUCUACCAUUAUCCGCUGUGAUCACUGAAUAUUGAUGAAAGAACUGAUUAAGAAGUGGCGUCUCUCUAUAUCCAUCUCUAAAAUAACAUUUCAAUUUGAUAUCAAAGCCAAGUCUGUGUUUUGAGGUUCAAUAUGAGCUAAACUUGUAAUAGACUUAAGCCAAAAUUAUUAUAAGUCUAAUUCAUUAUAGAUCAUGUACCAAUGACUUCGAGAAACUAUCAGAUCAAAAUAUUCAGCUAAGAAAUGGGUUUAAAGAAACGGCGCUUAUGAAUCGACCGCACUGACGUAACACUUUGUUGCAAUAAGAGCCAUCUAUUGUGAAAUGUAAGCGUUAAUGAUUCAUUGUCGCGUAUAGGCUCCACCGUUCUACGUUAAUAAAAUGUACUGUCUCUGGCUAAGAUAAGGAGCAUUUUGUGUAAUUCGAUUACAUUUCCACAUUGAAUCGUAGCUGAGACUGAUUUUGUUAUUAUAAAAGAACAGACAAUACGAAUAACUUGUCCUGUCAAAGCUUAUUUCUCUUGACACUGUCAUUGGAGAAUGUUAAUUAACCAACUACUACUAAAAAAAUUUUAGUGUAUUUAAAAUGCAAGUGUCCGCUUUUUUUCCAGUUUCUAGGUAUUCACAUAUUACUUCAUUUUUAAAUUGUAAUAAAGUGUUAAAUGCGAGUAUAACCCACGAACAUUGCAUUUUGUUUUACUAUUUUUUUUUAAAUUAUACAUAUAAAACAGCCAGCAUAGUAGAGAUUUGAUACAUUUAUUUAUUUCUUAUUGCAUAUCAUAACGUGGUUGGUAGAUAUCAAAACAACUUCAAUUACGGACCCUCUUAGUACAGCAAGUAGGGGAGAGGGGGACAACCUUUUUUUCACUUUAGAAAUAGUUUGAGUCUGUUACAAUAUUAUCCAAUCAUUGAAAUUGUUUCACGAUAGGUGCAUAUUUUCUGUAUUAUUAUUAUUAAUUAUUUAAGUAUUGAUGUGUGUCUAUUUAUUUUAUAAUUGUAAUUAGUAUUAUGUAAUAUAUUUUCUAUUUAUAAUUAUUCAUAUAUUGUAAAACUAAUAAAUAAAUAGUUUAAUAAUAAAAUUUCAGCGAUGUCAGUUUUAGCUAUGUCUUCAAGCAUUAUCAAUAUAAAAUUAAUUAUUUGUUUUUUAAAUAACAAAAUAAAUUCCGUUUGUCAAUCAAAUAUUCCUCAGUAGCAUAGUAAUAUUUAGUAAAUAAUAUUUUUUUUAGAUUUUUUUUAUAAAAAAAUUUUAAUUUUCUUAACUUUUUUUUAGUAUUAAGUAUUUAGUGAUUCUGGUAAUUUUAAUUAAUGGCAUAAGUAAACUUACUUUUCACU
Messenger RNA from Galleria mellonella (greater wax moth), 6403 nucleotides. RefSeq names its product protein RCC2 homolog. The transcript is spliced from 5 exons. The record is from RefSeq and is a predicted model, not a curated record. Lineage: Eukaryota; Metazoa; Arthropoda; Insecta; Lepidoptera; Pyralidae. The coding region runs from base 532 to 849 and encodes 105 amino acids.